This is a messenger RNA of Biomphalaria glabrata, 11818 nucleotides long. RefSeq names its product protein dopey-1-like. The transcript is spliced from 32 exons. Gene Ontology annotation, cellular component: trans-Golgi network; endosome. The record is from RefSeq and is a predicted model, not a curated record. The coding region runs from base 229 to 7866 and encodes 2545 amino acids. Lineage: Eukaryota; Metazoa; Mollusca; Gastropoda; Planorbidae. Gene Ontology annotation, biological process: Golgi to endosome transport.
UGUUCUGUUGCAGCGGAAGUUUGUCAACAAGUAAUCUAAAUUUGGUCUCCUGAUCGACACACAAAAAUAAACAUCAUGAUCAUGAGCUGCAGUGUUGAUUUUGUAUAUCUAACACGAUAACUACAAAUCGAAUAAUUAUGUUUAGAUCUAGAUCUAAUAUCAAAAUGACAAGUAGAGUCUAAUUAAGUUUGAAUGCGUUGGACUGGAGCUACAGAGUAACAUUAAAAAAUGAGCAUGCUUACAGUAGAAGAGUGUGAACUUCUAACAGACUCAAAAUACAGGUCCUACAUCACACAAGUGGAAAAAGCCCUUCGUAGUUUUGAAUACACAAGUGAAUGGGCAGAUCUUAUUUCUGCAUUAGGAAAACUGAAUAAAGUGCUUCUGUCACAUCUCAAGUACCCUGUGAUACCAAAGAAAGUCACCAUUGGAAAACGUCUGGCACAAUGUUUGCACCCAGCCUUACCAAGUGGGGUUCACUUGAAGGCCCUGGAGACCUACGACAUCAUAUUUAAAUGUAUAGGCACUCAGCGUCUGGCCCAUGACCUCUUCAUUUACUGUGCUGGCCUGUUCCCACUCCUGAGCCAUGCUGCAAUGAGUGUCAAGCCAGUACUUCUUACUGUGUAUGAGAAGCACUUUGUGGCCCUGGGAAGGCACAUUAAGCCUGGGCUGAAUGGAUUGCUGCUUGGCCUUCUGCCUGGCCUUGAGGAAGGAGCUGAAUAUUAUGAAAGAACCAACCAGUUGUUAGAAGAUUUCAGUGAUGCAGUUGGUCCACCAUUCUUUUACACUGGGAUCUGGGAGUGUAUGUUGUCUUAUCCUAGUGUCAGGCUGUCUGGGGCAACCUACUUACUCAACCAUCUCAACAAGAGGCAGACUAUGGAAGAUCAGCUGCACAUGAUUGGCCUUGACAUUGACCUCAUGGUUGCAGGUAUAUGUUCUUGUCUUCAAGACUCCAGUGUUCUAGUUCAGAGGAGUAUGCUGGAUUUCCUUUUACUGGCAUUCCCUAUGCACAAUGGUCAGCUGACAAGAGGAGACAUGGCUAAAGUGGUGGAGGCAGGGGUGAAUGUUGUGCUCAGGCGUGACAUGUCAUUGAACAGACGUCUCUAUGCCUGGCUCCUAGGUACUGCCACCACUGCUACAACGGCUACUGUGGUUGACUCACAUAGGCAGCGUACUGACAGCUCUUCAACCAUUAGUGAAAUGGACAAUAGUUACUUUCAGACUUAUUCUAAAGACUUAUUAGUGACAGCUCUGAAAGCAAAACUUUUGGAAGAGACGUCCCCCUCAACCAUAUCAUCAGCAGAUGGUUCUUACAACAUGCUCAAACCAUUCAGAAUCCUCAUCAGCCUCCUGGACAAGCCAGAAAUAGGGCCUGUUAUAAUAGAGAAUGUACUGUUAUCUGUAUUUCGACGACUGAAAAUGGAGGCGACUUUACAUGGAAAUAAUGAGUCUGUCAAACAGAUCACCCUCCCACCUGAUAGCAAACUUCCUCUAGAGACAUUAAAAACAGCCAACCUCUUGUUCGGCUCAUUUGAACCCUACUUUCUCUGGGAUUACAUUGCCCGCAUGUUCAGUUUUGCAUGUGAACAGAAGCAGAAAGAAAAGCUUGACAGUGAAAAGCAAAACGAAAGUUCAGCAGAUGUUGUUUCUAUAGAAGAAAUGUGCAGCUUGGUCGGAUUUCUACUGGAUGUUAUUUCUUUAGAUGUUUAUCCAGAAACCACUACAGAGCAUCUUCCUGACUUGCUGAGGCAAAUCAUUUCAGUGCUGACAGCAUCAUGUGAUCAUCUGACUGAUAUUGAGGUAACCACAACAUUAAAGCUCUGCUCCAAGCUGCUGUCCCAUGUCCAGCCCUCCAUGGCAGGCAAUGGCUUGGAGCGGUCACACUCAAUGGACACAGGGGACAGUGUCAGUGUGUUCAGUAAUUCUGAUGGCCUUUUAGAAGGGCUCAGGGACCAUUCUGGAAAUGUUCAUGUCAAGGUAGAUAAAUAUCCUCAAGAAGACAAUGUAUUCCAUGCAAUGAAAGCUGAUUUCUCUAAUAACAAAGAAGAGGUAUGUUCAGAUGACUCAAAUAAAAACUGUCCACAAGUUAAUGCUAUAAAUUCAGACAAGCAGCUUUGUGAAUCAGGUACCGAAUCAGACAAAAGUAAUUUGAAUGACAUUAGCUCCCCAACAGUGCAUGUAGACUCCCCUGAUAGCUUCAACAAUAGAAAUGACCAACAGACAGAUAGUGAGAAAACUGGUAUCUCAUCUUCACUUAGUGACUCUUCCCUUGGCAGUGUCAAGACAAGCGUGGUUACUCUGACUUCCAACAUUCGUGAUAGUGGUUUUGGAGGCUCUGUUCUCACAGUGACCUCUGAACCUCAAGAGCUGGUAAAACAAGAUGAUCUUUCAGACUCUGCUGAUACAGGAAAACUUUCUGAUAGAUUGUCCAACCUGCACAGUAAACACAGCAAUGCGCCGUGUGUGAUCAAUGCCAACAUCAAUAACAAAGUAUUUUCAGGUCACCUGAACCUAAUGCAACUCUGUGUCCAGAGCUUCCAGCAGUUCUUUCAUCGCUUUUGCCUCUUAAAAAUGUUAAAAUCCGAAGAGUUUUGCCAGUCUGCGAUGAAUAACAUCAUGACUGACCCAACUCCCCAUUGCUGUUUAACAGAUGAGCAUGAUGUGUGUGAUUCAAACAUGAGGGAACACAAACAUAGUAAAUUAGUACUUGAUGGAGAGAUGGAAGAAGUAAAACUGGCUUACAAACAAGCAUGUCGUCUGCUGCUGGACUUUGCCAGUUUCCCUAUCUACUGUACAGACUAUCAAGCAAUUUUAGAUGAAAUGGGCAGCAAAGAAGAGAGUUCUACCCUCCCUCACUGGCUUCAAGACUUCUUGAUGUGUAGCUGCUAUGUGGAUUGUUUUGAAGUUCAAAGUGCAUCCAUCUCGACACUAUUGGAUUUGAUUCACUUGACUCAAUCUGUGCAGACAGAACGUGAAAACAAAACACGCAACAAUGGCAGACAGUCUAUCAGUGAAGGCAAUGUUUCUGUUGUCAUACUGCCAGCUCUCUUGCCCUGUCACCUUAUCUACAUCAACACCAGGACUCAAUUUUACCAGGUCGUAGCAUCUGAGCUGUGGGAGUACCUGUGUGAGAAGCACAACUUCCACCACCAGAGAUCAGUGGAGCUGUUCCACACACUCCACCAGGUGACGCCCAAUGCUAACAUUUGUGAGGAUGUAAUUGGUCAGGCUCUCAUCAGUGACUCAGAGGUGGAACGAAUUUCAGCUUUUAAAAAGUUUAGUGUCCUGUGGCACUUGACACGGUCCAUUAAAACUGAGCCCAACCCUUCCCGCAGCCCACGGACAUUUGACAGAUCUAUGUUUGUUGUGCUAGACAGUUUGAAGGAAGAAUCUAGUAUCACCAAAACACUAGCUACAACAUGGCUAACUCAUGUCAUACAAAGGGGAGACACCAGCCGAGUGCUGCAGCCAUUACUUUUUAUGCUCCUCCAUCCAGAUACUGCUAGAAUCUCCAUUCAGCAUGUCAGUGUCCACAAGGCCAAGAAAGUCUCAGUAUCUGAGAAAGGGGAGGAAGACAUUGAAUCAAAAAUUUAUGCCAUUAGUUCUGAGGGUGGCAAUGUUAUCUACCACCUCAGCCAGAACAAGGCAUCGGGUCUUAGUAAAGGAAAGACACUGAAAUCCUCUGAUGAUCUGAAAUCCUACACCAUGUCUGUGAUGAACAGCAAGGGGAACCACAGUGUUGCCCCUGUCAGGACUCACUCUGUCACUGAUCUUUCCUUCGAGAGGGUAAACCCAGAGAAUGUCAAAAUCAGAAUUAAUCCUUUUGGAUCUGAAAGCUCUCUUGACAAACUCAUAUUUGAUGGCUAUGAAUUUCCUCAGUCUGCAUCCAUGCCUAAUCUGGAAGGGGUCAAAAGGUUGAAUGCUGACACGUGCUUAAAAGAAGGGAUUUUUUUUGAUGGGGCAGAAGUAAAUGAAGACCAUUUCUCUAAAGAAGAGACGCCGGUGGAAGAACCAAGACAAGACGCGCCUGUGUUGGACGACAAAGAAGUUAGCUUAGAUAUCGUUAAGGAGACAAACAAUAAUAUGAAUGAAUUUACUGCUGAGGAAAUUGUAACCUGGAUACUGGAUGGUAUCGUCACAUCUGCUGUGGUCGAGGCUACUGGGGAAGAGUGCACUGCUGAUGCAGAUGCCAAAAGUAGUUCAGGUCUUGGCAUGGAGCAGUCCUACAUUUCUCCAAGUUUAGAUGAUCUCAGAAAAAUCGAUGUGGACUCCACCAGUGGGAGUGAGAAUGAUGAAGCAAAGGGUGUCUCAAGCAGCAACACAGAAGAAAGCAUGAAGAUGAGGCUGAGCCUGAGCAUCAACAACCUGAAGGAUGGUAGUACAGAGAGCCUUGACUCUGACCAGCCUCGCAUGAAGGACCCCAGGGAGCUGGAUCCCAGUACGGACAUUCAUGAGCUUCACAUGCACAUGCUUUUAUACACGCAGCAGUUUGACUACCGCAGAACACUGUAUGCGUUGACUACCCUGCGAACCAUGCUUCACAACUGCCCACGUCUGGUAGUCACUGCUAUGGCCACCACCAGCAUUAGCUCUGUCCGAGCUCCUCAUCUGGCCAAACUGCAGUCUCUUCUGGGUCGUCAUAGGAAAUCUGUAUUUGGUAAAAACUUUUUUGGUGAUCUACCCCAGGAAGUUGUGUCCAGUUACCGUAGCAACAUGCUAGUUGAGAUAGUCAUCUCUUUAUGUCUUUACUUUGUCCGGGGUUAUUAUCCCAACCUGAUGGUCAACAAACUGUCACAUGAGGAGUUACUUGGAAACAAAAUGGUCCACAUACUUGGUGUGGAGAUACUGACGCUGAUGGUCUCUGAACUUCUUUCCAUUAUGAAAGAGAGUGGCAAAAACUUUGUCUCCUACAUCUCUGACCUCCUCUCCCGCUGCAAGCUGCAGAAGUCCCUGCUCCACUGCCUGCUGGCGUCUGUCUACAACCAGGGCCUUGGUCCAACCACGAGUGGUGGCAAGUCAGAGAGCAGGAAGCUGACAGAGCUAAUCAUUGAGUUCAAUGAGAGUGGCCUUGACCCCAGUGUCAAUGAUGCCUUCCAGAUGAAGCUUUUACAGCUGGUACUGGUAACUGUGAUGCUUGAGGAUCAGAUACGAUUAGUUCAGGGUACGGCUGAUAGCCAGGCUGGACCAACUGAGAGAGCUCAUUUAACAUCGUCGCUCCUAAAUGUUCAUUACAAUGCCAGCCUACCCAUCAUUCAACAAGAGAUGUUCCUGAGUGCCGUGUGGAGUGCCUUGAAGCAGCACCACCUGUGUCACCUCCACCGCCACUGGGUGGGACUGGUCACCUCAGCUCUUCCUUAUAUGGGCAGGGCCAUGGCCAGAACAGUCAUGUGUGUUGUCUUACAACUGUGUCGUAAUUUGGAAAUAAUCGCCUUAGACUUGUCCAAGAAGAAGUCAACAAUGCAGCGUGUUCCCCCUGAUCAUGUGGUCAGUAUGUUAGAAGGUUUGACCACAUUGUGCCACUACUGCCUUCUGGACAACACCAGUCCUGUGUCUAUUGGUCAGCCAGCCCCAACUAGCACCAACAUCUCCACAGAGACUGCCAGUGCUGGUCAAAUUCUAACUAAUUUGAUUCAUGUCUUUAAUCCAGUCACCAGUGGAAAGGAACCAAGUCCUGCCAGAGAUUCACCUCCUGUUGCACCUGUGCUAGAUGCCAGGACCAGACUGUUGGGAAUUCUGCCUCGUAUCAUGGCCUGCAUGGCCACCCUGUGGAAAGCUGUGGCCAUCGUGAAUGAGGAUAACGUCUACAUCACCAGUCAUCCAACAGUUGGAGAGUUCAAGGCUGUUCGCCAACACAUUCUAGAGUUGUUGAGUCCAAUCUCUCUACCACAUGGAACCAAUCUCUUGGCAGCUUUUGCUGUGGCUUGGAAUGAUAGAAGGCAGACUCCAAAAAAGAAUCAAGUCAGUCCAACAAUAUGUGAAGAUCAACUGCUUCUGGUGGAACUGGUCAGCGCCAUCAAAGUGUUACCCAUGGAUACACUUAUACAAACUGUCAAGCAAGUCAUCAAGCAGCCUCCACUGACCGAGUUGACCAAGAAAGGUGUGCCUUUGGAAGUGAACCUCCUGCAGUUUUUUUUUGCCUAUGUGCGUAACACCACCACAAUUGCUCAGCUGUUAGAUUCUUGGCCAUCAUUGUUGAGCUUACUUCGAGAAUGUUUACAGAUGAAUCUCACUCCGCCAGCUUUGUUUUUACUUCUACAAAUUUUACAUGAGUUUGUACAAAAAACACCCACCAUGGAAGAAAAGAAAAACCAAAAAGAUCUGCAAGACAUUUGCCAGAAGGCCUUAGAGUCAAUCUCUGCCAUAGCUGGCUCUUCACUUGAGCAGACGACUUGGCUGAGAAGAAACUUUGCUGUCAAGCCUGGCCCUCAAAACUUUGGAGAGGAGGACCUUGAAACACAUGAGGAUGCAGACAUGUCAGAAGUUAAGAAAGAAGCCUCUGCAGUGAAGGCUCCAAUAAGAAGGAGUCAAGCCUCAGACUCAAAAUACAGUGUACAAGCUCUUGGUUUAAUGGCAGAGCUGACUGCCCCAAUCCUAGAUGUAAUCUACAGUAGUGAGGAGAAAGACAAAGUGGCCCCUUUCCUAACCACUCUUCUCUACAAUGUGUUUCCAUAUCUACGGCAUCACAGCUCCCACAAUGUGCCAAGCUAUAAGGCCUGCAGUCAGAUGUUAUCCAGUAUCUCCGGCUACCAGUACACAAGGCGAGCAUGGAGGAAGGAAGCUUUCGAACUGCUGAUGGAGCCAUCAUUUUUCCAGAUGGACGCCAAGAGUAUUUCUUACUGGCAUGUCAUUAUUGACAACUUGAUGACCCAUGACAAAACAACUUUUAAAGACCUUAUGGGCCGGGUAUCUAUCACUCAAACUGGGUCACUGAAUCUAUUCAGUAGUAAAGAGCAGGAGUAUGAACAGAGGACACAGAUGAUCAAGAGGCUUGCCUUCACACUAUUCUGCAGUGAAACUGACCAGUAUCAGAGAGCCAUGCCAGAUAUUCAAGAAAGACUUGCCGAGGGUCUGCGUCUGCCUUCUGUUGCCAAUGUUAUGUCAUCUGUGUUUUUAUGUUUCCGUGUGCUUAUCUUACGAAUGUCACCGCAACAUCUGACUUCACUGUGGCCAACUAUCAUCACUGAAUUGGUUCAAGUUUUACUUCAGAUUGAGCAAGAGUUGUCUACUGAAACUGAUGAAUUCAACCCAGGGGAUGAAGGUGAAUAUCUCCGGACACGCAGCAGGACUCAGAUCCAGAGAAUUGCUGCUCUGGACUCUAGCUGGGCACAUCUUGGUAAUGGCUUGAAUGCCCACAACAAUCCAGCCUGGCUGCAGCUGUACCUGAGCGUCUGUAAACUGCUUGAUAUGUGCAUAGUUAUGCCUGCAGACCAGGUGCCUCAGUUUCAGCUGUAUCGUUGGGCCUUUGUAGGGACCGCUGGAGAAGAUGAGUAUCCAAUGGAUGAAGACUGUGAUGGCUGGCGGCCCAACCCACUUUUCACACCCCACAUCAUUCGUUUGUCUAGGCUUUUAAAUAAUAGGAUGAAGAAGAAGCCAACAUUAAUGAAAACAGAACCAGGUCGUCCAUUGCUGACCAUGCCCAAACUGCAGUCCCUGGCUGACCUUCAGUCUUUCUUCUACACUGUCUGCCAUUCCACAGAGGGCACCCACCACAGCAGCAUGGGCGCCAAGCACAGUAAACCCCCAAUGACAUCAGCAGACAGACAGCACUUGAUAAAAGUCACUUCAAGUAAAGAUGACAUGUCUGCCUUGUCCAAUAGAGCCUAUCUGGAACACUUGUUGGAGGUGGACUUCCUUGAACCUCUUAGCUGAAAUGUUUUCAGUCAGUGCUCAUAGCUCUGGGUAAUAUUACACUGAACAAAACUAUCCUAUUGAGAAAUGUAUUGCUUUCAGUAUGUUACCUUGUUUCUUAAUUGUGACAAUAGAUACAACUAUUGGAUCUUCUGGCUACUGAUACAGCUAAGGUCUUUUAAAGACAUGUAUAUACUGUUUGUGUUGAUAGAGUGUUAUAUUUAAAAAUUAUUUAUGGAUUUUGCUUUAUUUAUUAAAUGAGAUGGAGAUAUUUGAAUCCCUACUAUGAUUGCUGUGUACAAUAGUUGACUAAUAUUUCAUAUCAUUUGCUUCCUUGAGUGAUCCAUGUCUUUCAAAUCAAUGACAUUGUUUUAUGGAGCCAUUCAAAAUGUUCAUUAGUCAUUCACCAACUCUAGUUUUGUUGGGUGUGAAAGAGGGAGGUCAUAGCUUGGUUCUAUGUGUAGCAUGCCAUUCAAUAGUUUGAAUUCACAUAGAUGUCAUUCAUACAGGUUGACACUAGAAUUGACAGUACAUGAGGUGAAGACUGAUUGCUGGUGAGGAUAAAGUUUUACAUUUUAUCAUCAGUUUCUUCUGACAUAAGCUCAUAUUCCCACAGCAGCCUUUGGUUCCCCACAGCUUGGAGACAUGGAGAUUAAAUGAAUUCAUCCCUUUGUUAGAAGUGACUGACCUGCUGGAGAGUGAAGCUUUAAUGAACUGAAACUUCCAGCCCAAUGUUCCCUUCAUGUAAAGAGUUUCAAACCGCUAAAUAAAUUAUGAUACUUUUUUUUAUUUCAACCAUCAUCCAUUAUUUAUGAAAACACCAACUGGUCUGGACUGAAAACUUUCUAAAGAUUUCUUUGGACAUGUUUCGUCUUAAAUGUUCAGUACAUUCUAAAAGGUCUGCUUGUGUAUCUUGUGUUGGUUUCCUUGUAAGCCUGUUCAGUUCAGUUUGCAUUGAAACAUCAUUUAGAUCAAUCUGUUUCAAUUUGAGAUCUACAAAGCAUUAAUGGAAAAACUUUUGCUUGAAAGAACUUAAAUAGUUUAUAAUUAUUGAGUUCAAGAAAAAUUAUUGUAAAUCUUUUAGUUUUCUUCAAUAAAACAUUUUUUUCUUUUCUUUAUCAAGUCUUGUAUCUACAUUAGUUGCUGGGGGGAGGGGGGGGGUAUUUUGUUUUGUUUUUUUGUCUCUUUAUGUUAUCUAUGCUUCAGUUUAAGAGUCAGUGAGCAGAAUGUUAAGAAUUUCUUGUGUGACAGUAUUAAAGCAAUAAAACUAUUCCAUUCUUUCUUCAAGCAGAAGUCACACCUAAUCAUCCAUUUUCUUUCUUGAUAGAACAAGGCAGUAUUGUUCCAGUGCAAUAGCUAUAUAUACAGCCACUCUAGCCAAGAUUAAGUCCAUUCUCUAUCCAGAGAGAGAUCUAUUUAUUAAGUCAAUUGUUGUUUGUUAUAUUUUUCUGGUCCAUUUGCAAGUCAUUCUUCUGGUUCCAAAAUUUGUAAAUAUAUAUAUAAGCUAGCAAGGGCUUUGUACAUUGAGCCAGCUUUUCUUGUAUAACCAUCCAGAGCUAGCUUGUUUUGUUUAACCAUCCAGUGUUAGCUUGUCUUGUUUAACCAUCCAGAGCUAGCUUGUCUUGUUUAACCAUCCAGUGCUAGCUUGUUUUGUUUAACCAUCCAGAGCUAGCUUGUCUUGUUUAACCAUCCAGUGUUAGCUUGUCUUGUUUAACCAUCCAGUGUUAGCUUGUCUUGUUCAACUAUCCAGUGUUAGCUUGUCUUGUUCAACCAUCCAGUGUUAGCUUGUCUUGUUUAACCAUCCUGUGCUAGCUUGUCUUGUUUAACCAUCCAGUGUUAGCUUGUCUUGUUUAACCAUCCAGUGUUAGCUUGUCUUGUUCAACCAUCCAGUGUUAGCUUGUCUUGUUCAACCAUCCAGUGUUAGCUUGUCUUGUUUAACCAUCCUGUGCUAGCUUGUCUUGUUUAACCAUCCAGUGUUAGCUUGUCUUGUUUAACCAUCCAGUGUUAGCUUGUCUUGUUUAACCAUUCAGUGUUAGCUUGUCUUGUUUAACCAUCCAGUGUUAGCUUGUCUUGUUUAACCAUUCAGUGUUAGCUUGUCUUGUUUAACCAUCCAGUGUUAGCUUGUCUUGUUUAACCAUCCAGUGUCAGGUUGUCUUGUUCAACCAUCCAGUGUCAGGUUGUCUUGUUCAACCAUCCAGUGUCAGGUUGUCUUGUUCAACCAUCUAGUGCUAGGUUGUCUUGUUCAACCAUCCAGUGCUAGCUUGUCUUGUUCAACCAUCCAGUGCUAGGUUGUCUUGUUCAACCAUCCAGUGCUAGCUUGUUUUGUUUAACCAUCCAGUGCUAGGUUGUCUUGUUUAACCAUCCAGUGCUAGCUUGUCUUGUUUAACCAUCCAGUGCUAGGUUGUCUUGUUCAACCAUCCAGUGCUAGCUUGUACUUGACUUGUCUCCUAUCCAUAAUGUUUCCAGUCUACAAAUGUGUUUUUUUUCUUAGUUCAAGUUUGUAGGUGAUGGUUUUAAGGUUUUUAAAUGAAUUUUAACAAUGUAAACAAUAUUUAUAACAAGUUGUAACUUUGGUUAUUGUUUUAAUUAAAUUGGUCUGAGUGUUUUUGAGAAAUAGUAAUCAAUGUUUAAUAUCUUUAUGAUAAUUUAUUUUUUGUUAUAAAUGGAUGACAUAAAAUAUUUUGUAGUUUGCAUUGACCUGACUUCACUGAAUCGUAUUUGGAUUUGGUUUUAUGAAUGUGACAUGAUGUACAAGAAGAAAAUUGUCAUACACCAUUGUAUGCUUCCAGCUUAAUGUAACAAACAUGUUUGUCUGUUGGUCAUCACAUAAAUCUGUAAUGGGUCUUUUUCAUGUAGCUGUCUUCAGCAGAGAGACAGGCAGUAUUUGAAUAGACUAACUUGAUUACAUGAAAAUAAAAACUUUCUUUUCAAAUAUCUGGAUCUGGAGAAUGCAAAUGUUUUGUUUUAUUAUUUGAGGAAAUGGUGUGAUUGAUGACAGAAUGUGAUGUUGGUUUGUUAGCCUUUUAUUAUGGCUCCAAGGUGAGAUCAAUGUGCCAUUGUAUUCUAUGUCAGGGUUUUUGCAAAUAUUGUUUUGUGUUUUUGGCUUUGAUUUUUUUUUUUAGCUUAAAAUUUCCAACACUUAUACUUUUUUGUCUGCAAAUUGUAUUGAUGCUGUGAUAGAGUGACAUCUCUAGAACAGAAUGCAAGAAUAACUUAUCAAAUUCAAUUAGAUAAUAAAGAUGAAGGUAUUAGUAAGUAGCUGAACUCCUGAUGCUUUAAGGACACUGUUAACUGAUUUUGACUCUAUGUACUUAUUCUAACAAAUGAUUUAGAUCUAGUACAGAAUUGACCUGGUGUUUUGUUUCAAUGUAUUUUUUCUUAGAUUUUAUUUUGUUCUCAAGUUGUCAUCAAUACAUAGAUAUGUAGCAGUGAGUCUGCUUUUGAUCUUGAUUGAGAAAACAUUCCAGUCACAUUUGGUCAAAUCUCCACUCACAUCCAUCUCUGUGUAAUCUUCCUAAGGAUAUAGAUACUUGAAUCCACAAGUCCACAGCUAAUGUACAGAUUUUGUUUUAUUUCAUCAAUCCAAAAAAAAAAAAAAUUCUAUAGAAGUGGGUGGUCAAUAGACUUUAUGGGAGAUUCUGUGAUGGAAUCUGACAGAAAUAACACACUCUUGUCUAAACAACCCCCCCCCCCUCCAUUUUUUUCUCUUUCAUAACAGAUUAGAAUCCAGAACCUGAAAAUUAUAGUCUGUGGGUUUAUUGAUGACAUCAGUAUUACACAGACAAGAUAUAUGGAACAAAAGUUUAUCCUGAAAGAAAUACUGUGAAUCGUUGAAAUGUAUGCACGCUUCAUCCUAUGAUUAUUUUUUAAUGUUUUUGUAUAUAUUGAUAUGAACCAAGUGAUUUAUGGUUUCAUUCAUUUUUUUUUCCUGUUAAUUUAAAUUGAAAAUAAAGGAGCUCUAAUGCUAUGUAUA